UCCUUUGCCAUUAAUAAACUCAUAUCGUCAACUCUCUCUCUCUCUCUCUCAAUUAAUGUGUGAGUAAAUCUAAAACGUCAAACUCUCGAGGCAUGGCAUAUACCAUUUUAAUCAUAAAAAAAGAAAAAGCACACACCAUUUAUGAGGGGAGCAGUUGCCAUCGCAUUUCAGCGCUAUUCUUUCACACAAUCUUGAUUUCCCAAAUUCAGGGUGAAUACCCCAUGCUCUUCUCUCUCCAGAUUCUUUGUCUAUUGCAACGCACUUUAAGAAGUCUUCCCGUUCAAGAAAUGUUUUGAAGUUUUUUGAGUAGAACAAGGAAAGGAUUAUGGAUCAUCAGAAUCCAGAACUGGAAUCUAGACGGAGUGAUUCCUUUGGUAGGCUAAGUGUUGCGAGUUCUUCAAGAAGGUGCUCUUUGAGUACAUCAUUUUCUUUGGCACGACACUCUGAUGAUGCGAUUGAGAGUGAGUCUGUCUCGGAGGCAGGGGAUAUUGGUGAUAGGGCACUCCACAGCAACAGAGUCAGUGCAAGUGGCCGGAGUCACUUCUCCUUGGAGAAUUUGGCAGAGAAUGGCGCUGUCGUUCCAGUUCAAGACGACAACCUCUUGGAGCCUUACUCGGAUGCUGCUUUUCCGGUAGCACCGGACUUGGAGAACAUCUCCCCCCUUUCUGCUGAUGCAAUGGUUGAACAUGGAGAAAAGAAGAUCGAUGAGAAUGAAAUUCCAUGGUUGUUAGAGUACGUUACGUGUCUCCUUUCUCUUGCUGUGUUUGGAAUUCUUGGGAUUCUAGUUCGAUAUGGUCUUCAAAAGCUCUUCGGACCCAGCGUAAUUGGUGCAACAAGUGACCGGAGUUAUAUGUAUCCCGAUCUUCCUUCCAACAUGGUAGGUUCGUUUCUGAUGGGGUGGUUCGGUGUUGUCUUCAAAGGCGAGAUCAUGAAAGUUUCGGAUCAGUUAGCUAUUGGUUUGACAACAGGUUUCUUGGGGAGCCUUACAACUUUCAGUGGCUGGAAUCAGAAGAUGCUUGACCUCAGUGUUGAUGGCCGAUGGGUAUUUGCAUUUCUUGGCAUUUUCCUAGGCUUGUUUCUAGUCGCUUACUCGAUCAUCUUCGGGAUUGAGACCGCCAAGGGCUUGAAAUGGCUGCUGCACAGAAGAUCACACACAAGAUCUUGCUACAGUGAUUCCAUCUCACACAAGUACUACUGCCUCUCGACGUUCAUGGUGAUGCUUCUGCUGAUGCUAGCCCUGCUAUGGAGCGUGUUCGGGAGUCUGGCAAGGAGAGAAUUCGACUCCGGAAGCAGUGAGGCUCAGCUGUUCUUGGCUUGCAUGGUUGGGCCCUUGGGCGUCUGGAUUAGGUGGUACUUGGCUCGUCUCAACGGGCGCGGCCUAGGCAAAAACGCCACCUUAAAAUGGAUGCCCUUUGGCACCCUUGCUGCUAAUGUUGCUGCUGCUUGUGUCAUGGCUGCACUCGCCACGCUGAAAAAGGCGGUGAAUAAUAAGGAGUGCAAUACUGUGGCAAAUGGGAUCCAAUUAGGUCUGCUUGGUUGCCUAAGCACAGUUUCGACAUUCGUCGCGGAGUUUCAUGCAAUGAGAGAAAGCAAGCAUCCAUGGAGGGCCUAUGCUUAUGCAGCCAUCACCAUUGCCGUUUCCUUCACUUUGGGAACUCUUAUAUACUCUGUUCCAGUCUGGGUGAGGGCUUAUUCUUGAAUAAUGGUAUCCUUUUGAAGAAACUAUUCAUCAAAGAUUGUCUCAUUCUAGAAUUUGGAACUCGAAAAGGGCAGGCAAGAAAUGCUGAAAUUAAUUUCCAACCUAGUCCACGAUUAAGGUUUCUAUAUUUAGGAAUCUUUUGUCUUUUCUUGUAAAUGUCAUUCGAUGAUGUAAUUUUGUUAUAUUAGUAGUAUAUUUAUACUUGUAGAGUAAUGGAGUGUAAUGACGCUCACAAUUAGAUGGUUUUAGACAAAAAUUGAAGCUUCCCCCUAUUUGAAAUUGAUGGGAAUCACAGCAGAGGCUGCUAUGCCUAUGCAUUAAAACA
Messenger RNA from Salvia miltiorrhiza (redroot sage), 2024 nucleotides. Its product is annotated as fluoride export protein 1-like. Gene Ontology annotation, biological process: fluoride transmembrane transport. The record is from RefSeq and is a predicted model, not a curated record. Gene Ontology annotation, molecular function: fluoride transmembrane transporter activity. NCBI's taxonomy places the organism in Eukaryota, Viridiplantae, Streptophyta, Magnoliopsida, Lamiales, Lamiaceae. The coding region runs from base 326 to 1699 and encodes 457 amino acids. Gene Ontology annotation, cellular component: membrane. The transcript is spliced from 7 exons.